AUGAAGUUAGUGACUGCGAAUUUUUUAACUUGCGCCGUCAAGGGGUGCAAGACAUCAUCAGCGUCAUUUCCUCUCCACUUUCAUGAGGCUGAGCUUGAACUCGAGGAGCUUGACUUCCAACCAGAAUUCAUACGCAAUAUCAUUCCUCGCGUUGACUGGGAUGGACUGCGGGUGACUGCGAAUGAGCUUGGAUUCUCCAAUCUUCCCGAGAAGAAGCCCGAAGGGGAAGCCCUCAAUGACGAGCAGACAUUGAAGGAUCUGCACCGGUUGCUACUCGAGACACAUGUUAUCGAGGGAAAGUUGGUGUGCGGGAAUUGCGGUCAUGAAUAUAUGAUCAAAGAGGGAAUUGCGAACUUCCUUCUGCCAAGUCACUUGGGUUUGGGAUUUCCUGACCGCAUCUACGUGAUCGCUUGCUAACAGCCCAUUUAAUAGUCUGAAACCAUACUGCAUGGGGUGUGUCAUGUCAAGUUUUCCGCAGUUUGAGCUUAGGUGUAUUGCUCAAGGAACCGAGACCUUGAUGGUCAGCUCAUCUAAAGCGGCCUCUUUUUGAAGGAAUAGCUGCUGUGGCCUAACGGGUUCGAAAUUCUGGCUGUAUGACAUACGUCCAUAACAACAUGCAUUAACACUGUGGAAUAUAUCAUUGCUUUAUUUCUCAUACUCCCACAAUGAGUACCUGAGUGAUUCAAAAUUUAUUGUACAAGGCAUGUGUGGUUCCUUCUGAGUC
Aspergillus novofumigatus IBT 16806 is the source of this 724-nucleotide messenger RNA. Its product is annotated as RNA methylation protein TRM112. NCBI's taxonomy places the organism in Eukaryota, Fungi, Ascomycota, Eurotiomycetes, Eurotiales, Aspergillaceae. Gene Ontology annotation, biological process: tRNA methylation; peptidyl-glutamine methylation; rRNA (guanine-N7)-methylation. Gene Ontology annotation, molecular function: protein heterodimerization activity. Bases 1 to 417 code for a protein of 138 amino acids. The transcript is spliced from 2 exons. The record is from RefSeq and is a predicted model, not a curated record.